This is a messenger RNA of Carassius carassius (crucian carp), 1434 nucleotides long. RefSeq names its product store-operated calcium entry regulator STIMATE-like. NCBI's taxonomy places the organism in Eukaryota, Metazoa, Chordata, Actinopteri, Cypriniformes, Cyprinidae. The record is from RefSeq and is a predicted model, not a curated record. Gene Ontology annotation, cellular component: membrane. The transcript has 8 exons. The coding region runs from base 108 to 935 and encodes 275 amino acids.
GUCUUCUCGCCAGUGAACUAACGGAAAAUCUGUUUUAAGUCGUUUGCGCGAGGAUUUCACUUCCGAGAAUGAUCUUAUGAGUCUUCUUUUGAUUUAUACUGGUCACAAUGUUAGUUUUGUGGAGGAGCAGCAGUAAUAUGAGUGACCUGGUGGGUCCGGUGGAUCAGGGUUGUGUGGACGGAUCUCUGAUGGACGGGUUCAGUGUUUUUAUUCAGGGGCUGUUGGCUGUUCUGGCUUUCAGCACUUUAAUGUUGAAAAGGUUUCGUGAACCCGUCGGAAUAAGAAGACCAUGGAGGAUCUGGAUCUUUGAUACGUCGAAGCAGGCCAUUGGGGCUCUUUUCAUGCAUUUUGCCAACAUUUUCUUGUCCACACUCACCAAUGAAGAUCCCUGUUCUCUAUAUCUAUUGAACUUCCUAUUGGAUGCCACACUGGGAAUGCUGGUGAUCUGGGUGGAGGUGAAGGUUGUUUCCAAGAUAGUGGAACAUAAACAGCUAACACUGCUGAUGUUUGGAGAAUAUGGUGAUCCUCCCCGGAUAGCAGCCUGGUUGGCUCAGUGCUCAGUGUAUUUACUCAUAGUUGCUGUGGAGAAAAGUGUGGUCACUCUGGUGCUGCUCGUCCCUGGGUGGACCAAUCUGGAGGAGGUGGUUCUGGACUACAUCCCAAACCCACAGCUGGAGCUGGCUAUCGUCAUGCUGAUCGUGCCUUUCAUUGUAAAUUUUAUAAUGUUCUGGGUGGUGGACAGUUUAACAAUGCGGAGAUCUAAGAAAAUGACGUCCCUGGAGGGCUCACGUGACUGUCCUAAGCAAGGAGAGGUGUUGCCAAAUGACAGCAAUGGCGAAGCUGAGGUGCUGUUAAAGGAAGAGGAAGAUGAUGCUACAGUGUGUUCUGAACAGGAAGACCACGUCUCUACAGAAGAGGUGUUGAUACGAGUCUGAAUGGAAGUUUAAAACAAACGUUUAGAAGUAUACUUGGCAGAAUUGCUUAAACACUAUAUAUUUGUUCCUAAACCUAGUGAGCUGCCUUGAUGUUUACUUCCUAAAUAGGCAGAUGCCUUUCAGAGUGAAAUGGAAACUCCUAAGUGACUUUGGAACACUCUAAUUAGACUUCAACUUGGCACAACUCAGAACUUUUCACGCCAAGUACACACUUGAGAUGGGACUCCGUUGAUACCAAUAGAGUUUGGCAUUAGUAUGUUGCUAAGCUAACAACACAGUACCAUAGGCUGAAGACAUGUCUCCCCUUCCUACCACUAUGGAAAAGUGAAGCCAAAACAUCUCAGUAUGGCCGCUGUCAUCUUGCGAAAAUGAUGUAAUUUGGAUCCCCAGUCUGCGCAGUAGUGAUUAAUUUGGAGACUGCGUAAUAGGGAUCAAGAAGUGAAGUCGCGGUAUCAAAGUAUCAUCCAAACUCCCGCAGACCCAAACACACACUCACAAU